UUUGUCACUUUGACACAUUUUUGAUGUUUUUUAUUUAUCACUUGACCAGUACGUUUCGUUUCACCUUUUUUUUAUUCGCAGGAUCACAUGUUAUCUUGAUUAUUUACUUGAAUAUACUGAGAGAAAAAUAUAGAUAUUGAGAUUUGUUUAAGUUUUGAAUAAAAAGAAAUAUAAAUUUAGCUUCAUGGCUAUCAACCAAUGAUUUUUUUAUGUAAUGGUUUACUUGGUUGGCAACCACUUGUUUAAUCAAUAGAACUGAGAUUUUCGAUCAACUCCAGUAGGGCUGAGAUAAUAACCAGUCAUAAAUAGACUUUGAUAGGGAAUAGCUGCUGCUACAAGUAAGCAAAAUGAACGAGUGUGAAAUUGAAUGUCUGAAAACUGAAUUGGAACAUGAAAAAACUUGCAGGGAAACAGCUGCAUGGCAAAAUGAUGAACUGGAGAAGCAAAUAGUGUCUGUCCAGGACGAACUGCGGAAAACAGACUAUACUUGGGACCAUGACGAUGAUCUGAUGAAGGAAAGCGCGAGACAUAAGGUGUACAUGGACACUAUUGACACUUUGAGAGAGCAGCUGCCUACACUGAGAGAGAAGAUUAAAAACGCUAAGAUAUGCGGCGCUGAUUGUAAACUAAAACACGAUGACCUGAAUAUAAACUUGGACAUCCUUACACCUGCUGAGCUUUUGCGUACAGUGAAAAGAUUUGAACGUCUCAAAACGGAUUUGAUAAGCACUUUACGAAGCAAGGAGUGGCGUUUGGACUCGGAAUCAAAGUUAUUCGUCCGCGUAAACGAUCAAAGAACGUACCUGCAAAACGAGCUGAUGAUUUGUCAGAACAAUAUCAUGAGACUUCAAAAGAACAGUGCCUACUGGCAGCCUUACAUUCCAGAAAUGCCCGAAAGAAUGACGAACGAGUCCUGGACCCCAAGCGAGGACCUAUAAAGAAGAUUAUUGGCAACGAGAGGCUUGCACCCAUCGCCACUUAAUAUGUUGACACUUGUAGAGUUUAUUUUCAUAAUCAGAAUUUUAACGUUGUUAGGGUAGUGGGAUAAGAUUUUAGUAUUUAGUAACUCAAUGUACUAGUAAAUAGUAACUUCAAUCGAUCACAAAUAAGACCUAACUUCUACAUAAGUUAUUCUUCAACUAUACUAUGUCUAUUCGUGAGAGUUUUUUUUCUUGAUUUUACCAUCCAAAACCUGUCAUUUAAUUUUUUUCGUCAUUGAAUAUACAGUCCACAGUCGUUGUAGACUUGUGUUAAAAAGAUAAGCGUUUUGUAAACAUCAAAUGCAAUCAAUUAUAAAUAACUUACAAUCUAAAUAUUGUAGACAUAAUUAAAAAUAAUAUCUGAUAACACGUAGAAGUAAAUACAUAAC
Messenger RNA from Trichoplusia ni (cabbage looper), 1369 nucleotides. RefSeq lists its product as uncharacterized. NCBI's taxonomy places the organism in Eukaryota, Metazoa, Arthropoda, Insecta, Lepidoptera, Noctuidae. The coding region runs from base 348 to 938 and encodes 196 amino acids. The transcript is spliced from 6 exons. The record is from RefSeq and is a predicted model, not a curated record.